Sclerotinia trifoliorum is the source of this 3037-nucleotide messenger RNA. The record is from the annotation of a GenBank genome assembly. NCBI's taxonomy places the organism in Eukaryota, Fungi, Ascomycota, Leotiomycetes, Helotiales, Sclerotiniaceae.
CUUGGUCAACCUCGCUUCACGAUGAAAUUUGCAAAAGCUGCCAUAGACCCCCGCGCUUCUACACAUCAAUUCAAUAAUCCCAAUAACCAAAAUCUUGCAACACAAACUUAUUCGACAAUUUAAAGAGUCACUCGAUUAUUUCACUAGUUAAUUAACACAAGGUAAAUUCUCAUUUCCGUGUGAUGAAUAGUGAAUUGAGCUGACCAAGCUUAAAAGGUCCUUCUAAUUCGCAAAUUUACCAACAAUCAAAAGCCUCGCCCACCCCCUUCAAUAACGGCCAGCGCAACGUCGCAAUCCAAUGGAACCCUAUGAAACUUAGGCUCUGAUGCCAUGGAACAAAAUGGAGCCAACAAUGGGCAGGAUGCAAAGCCACCGGCAUCAUCUGCAGCUGCUGGCGCAAACAAGAGCCCGAAGAAGAGGCGUAAAGUAAAUCAUGGUAUGCAGAAGUUUCCCAAGGGAACCAACGACUUCCAAGUUUGAAUUACAUGAUCUGAAACAUUGGCUAAUUGUGGAACGUCUUCUGCAGCUUGUGUAUACUGUCGGCGAUCUGUGAGUACUCGAUUGGGUCAUACUACAAGGGGGUUGGACGGAUGUUUGCAUACCGUUAUGCGUGACAUUGAAAUGCCAGUGGCCAACAGCUAAUUCGGUCUUGUCCCUGAGCAGCACAUGACAUGCGAUUUAGUACGACCUUGCGCGAGGUGCACAAAGCGUGGAAUUGGGCAUCUUUGUCAUGAUGAGCCCCGCGAACCGGAGUCGACCACGAAGAAGGCAGGCGCGAAAAGUCAGCAGCAUCACCAUAACCACAACGCUGCAGCAGGAACAGCGGAAGAGUUGGGAGGGACACCGCCAGAUCUUAAGCUCCAAAAUUCUCUUGACAAUAGUCUAAAUAGCUCGUUUGUUACGGGGGAACAACGGCAGCAACAACAGCAAGGUCAAGAUCAAGAUCAAGUUCAAGAAAAUAAACUGAGUCUUGGAGCACCAGCAAUAUCCCGCGGUGUCCCUCUUCAGCUAGCCCAGCCUACACCGGUUUCUAGGAUACAAGCGAAUGCUUUGAACAGUAGCAGCAACAAUCAAUGUAUGAUCCUUUAUAUUCUCCUAGUUUUCUUCUUAUGUCUCCGAGAUUACUCUGAAAUAUUGGGCAGGUAUUAAUCCUUUUUCGUUAUAGUUCUUGGGUAUCCAAAUGACUGGCUUGGGUCGCAAAACCAAUUUCAAGAUAUGCAUAACUACCAUCCAUCGUACAUGUUCAACGCACCGGAAGUCACCAACGAGUACAAUCUUUUGAACGAUUUCCUCAAUAACAGUCUUCUAGACGACGGAGCUCUAGGUACAGAAGAUACUUCGAAUUUUUAUACCGAUCAAGCUGGUUCAAUGUUAUCAGGAGUUAAUGCCAACACGCUCACAUCAGGAGCGCAACAAGCUUCAGGUAGUGGUCCAACAGGAGGUCUAAAUCCACCAGGAAAUUCGAUUUCGAGACCAGCGAGCGUCAUACCGAUUGAUAAAGCCCGCGAGUACUACCUUCAGGCGGCCGAUCCUACUGGUAACGAUGUCCCCGAAGUUAGAAUGCAACUGUUGUUAAGGGCAAAGUACGACGCCGGAAUGUUGAAGCCUUUCAAUUAUGUUAAGGGGUAUGCGAGACUUUCGGCUUAUAUGGAUGGCCAUAUGCAACCGGCUUCAAAGCAAAAAAUACUCCGGCAGUUGGAUCGUUUCAGACCGAAGUUCAGGGAAAAGGUGCAGGCGUUGACGGAUAUUGAACUCAUUUACGUGGAGAUGUGGUUUGAACGGAGUUUGAUGGAAUACGAUCGAGUUUUUGCAAGUAUGGCGAUUCCAGCUUGUUGUUGGAGGAGAACGGGAGAGAUAUUUAGGGGAAAUAAGGAAAUGGCUGAGUUGAUACAUGUUCCCAUUGAAAAAUUACGGGAUGUAAGUUAUUUUCAAGAUUUUAUUCUCAUUCACACUCGCACUCGCAACUCAAACACUCUUGGCAAAGACAAAUACGGAGGAUACUGCAAUUGUGGCUUUUUUUUUACUUCGGAAACUUCUUCUAACGGCUGAAAUUGCUAUGAGUAGGGAAAAAUAGCGCUCCACGAAAUCCUGACGGAGGAAUCGCUAGUUAAUUAUUGGGAGAAAUUUGGAGCGAUAGCUUUUGAUUUGAGUCAGAAAGCACUCUUGACGAGUUGUUCCUUAAAGAAUCCAGAUGAUAAGAGCAAAGAUCCGACGAUCAAAUGUUGUUUUUCGUUCAAUGUUCGGAGGGAUGAACACAAGAUGUGAGUCGAGUUUCUAUUAUUUUCCUUUUUUUGGGUCUUUUUCUCGGUUUCCCAAGGAAGGUUUUGAUGGAGAGGUGAGGAGAUUGAGACGGUGAUUGAUGAGGGGAUGGAAACGCAAAUUAUUUGAAGAGCGAGCAGUCUUAAGGCCAACAACUAACGAUUAUUCUUAAAUAGCCCUUCUCUAAUCGUUGGAAACUUUUUACCCCAAGACCCUAUUAGGCGAUAAUACUCUAAACUAUGGUAUUGAAGGCAAGAAUGAAAGACGGAGACACAAGAAAGCCCGAUCUUUUCUAGUAUUUAAUAGAUGAGUACGUACAUACAUACAUGACAUGUGAUUGGAAUUUGCUAUCGGGAAAACGGAAUUGAAUUUCCUCGUCAUCUUCCUCUUCUUCUUUCAGGAAAGGUAAACGAAAGGGAAAUGGAAUGGCAUGGAAUGGAAAGGCAUGCAAUGGAAAGGGGAUAUAGGAGAGAGGAGGAAAUUCCACGGAUGGAUGGGUCAACGGGAGGCCGGGGAGUUUUGGGCGGUUUGGAUGAGAUUGUUGGCUUGGGUUUGGGUUAAAAAUAGGCUUCUUUAGGUUAAAUGUGUAAAUUUCUCCCGAAGCAUCAAAAGCUUCCUUCACUUUUCAACACCGUCUUUCAUAAUCCAUGAGUCAUCCGAGGAAGCGAAUAAUACAAUGCUGCAUAGUAGCGGUUGAUUGGAAAACUUCGUUCUUUAUUACUUGACCGGUGGAGAUGAAUACUUACUUAUCUAUAUUCAACUUCUAAAAAAUGAGGUG